UGGAAGUGAUGAUGGUACAAUAUGUAUUUGGAGAACAAAAGAUUGGGAAUGUUUAAAAAUUUUAAAAGGUCAUAAAGGGCGUGUUAAUUCUGUGGAUAUUCAUCCAUCAGGUAAAAUAGCAUUAUCUGUGUCAAGUGAUAAAACUGUACGAUUAUGGAACUUCUUAACUGGGAGAAAAGCUGCUGCUAAUAAAUUAGGAAGAGAGGGAGAAAUAGUAUUAUGGAGUCCAUCAGGUGAUCAUUACGCCGUUUUAAUGGGUCAAGAAAUAAAAAUAUAUAACACUAUAGAUGGACAAGUUACACAAAAUUUUCAACUUAAAAGCUCUCGCUAUCUUUGCAUACGAUAUUUCGCUCAUGAAACAUUGGGCGAUUUGUUAAUUGCAGGUAGUGAAGAUAAAAUUGUGAGAGUGUAUAAUGUUAAAAAUGGUGAUUGUAUUGCAACUUAUAUGGGUCACAAAAACCGUUCAAUGCCACCAACGUAUUCUACACCUGUAUCCCUUCUAACAUCCAUUUCAUCUGAUGGAGUAAUUAAUGUAUGGAUCUUAGAUGAGAUAUGGUCAAACAAAGAACAAACACCAAAUGUUACAAUUACUACACCCUUAGCAUCUUACGAUACUAAGAGCAGGCUAACUUGUAUUGCAUUAUCACAAACAUUUAAUGACUAA
This is a messenger RNA of Dentiscutata erythropus, 664 nucleotides long. The record is from the annotation of a GenBank genome assembly. Lineage: Eukaryota; Fungi; Glomeromycota; Glomeromycetes; Diversisporales; Gigasporaceae.